Molecule: messenger RNA, 2468 nt
Organism: Apodemus sylvaticus (European woodmouse)
Lineage: Eukaryota; Metazoa; Chordata; Mammalia; Rodentia; Muridae
Product: lymphocyte antigen 6D-like
Exons: 3
Coding region: 1-336 (111 amino acids)
Molecular function (GO): acetylcholine receptor inhibitor activity
Source: RefSeq, a predicted model, not a curated record
AUGAGGACUCACCUGCUUUGGUUGUUGCCCCUCAUUCUGCUGGCAUCCUCAGCCCAGGCGCUGCGGUGUCAUGAAUGCAGUGGUACAGAGAACUGCUACUGGCCUACAUCUUGCCACAACACGAGCCGCUACUGCUUGACCAACUGGUAUACACCACCAGGCCAGAAAAUGACAGUGACAAAAACAUGUACCUUUACCUGCCCUGACAUUCAUCAGGUCACAGCCUACUCCAAGUCCUCCUGCUGCAACACAGACCUCUGCAACAGUAGCCGGAGCCUCCCUGUCAGCUGGGGACUGCUAGCCCUCUGCAUCUGGUGUAUCUAUCUCAGCCAGUAGGUGCAGCGCACCACACAGGCUCCCAAGCUGCAGAGUUAGGAGUCGUCGUUCGGUGCCAUCAUGCGACUAGAACAUGUAGCCAUAGGCAGUACUUCUUUAACUCCAGUCAGAAGGAUUCCAGGAGACAACCUCACCGAUGUGGCAGGUGGAGACCAUGACCACUGUUCAGAGUGCUAUAUUCUGUACGCUGGUCAUCUGCUAGCUUCCACGAGCUGGUUUGAAGAGGGUGUCAAGGUCAUGAACCGGUUGCUGGGGGCUGAGGUAGGCCUCUCAGGAGGCCCAAUGAGCUAUUUUGGGGGCUUCUUUUUUUUCACACAUCCAUGGCUCCCUCUAACUACAUCAGAAGAACUGAGCCAGUGCAUCACCACUUCAAAAGAGUUGAGCUUCAGGGCACCUGCUGACUGGAGGCCCGGUUGUGAAGUGGGCUGCUUUAACCUGAAUUCAAAGACACUUGGAAAAUGGAAACCUAUGGAGAGGCCUCCUUUCUGGCUGUGAGGGGGAGGGCAGAUGCUGGGACAGAUUAGCUUGAACGAGGUGUGGUCAGACUGGCUUCAGCAAGAUUGUCACAUGGGAUGCCAGCUGGGUAGCCUCCUUCCCCCAGCCCCCAGCAUGCUUCACCCCUGGGAUGGACCCUGAGGAUUCUAUCCGGAGAUGACACCAAUCUCCUCAGGACUUCAGGAGCCCCUGUGAACUCCAGUCUAUUCUGGAGCGAGGAGCAUCCAGAACUGUCUGGCUGUGAGUGAAGCCGGAAGCCUUUCCUCUCUCCUCUGCCUGUGGUCCAGCUCCAGGACCCUUGUCAGUCAGCCCUAGCGACUGUACAUCCUCCAUCAAAGAGAAGCUGUUCCUGGUCAGUGCGUGUCUACCUUUCUCCUCAUCUCUGAAAGCCUGGGCAACACCUUGCCCCAACGAAGAGAAUGGAUCUGGGAACUGAGUUCUAAACCGGCAGCAGUUUUGGCGCAUGACUCCAUUGGCUGGAUUCUCCCUAACUUUCCAGAGCUGUGUUUGGAGACCAGUGAGCUCAUCAUGCCUGUCACCCCACACCCCUGUUCCAUUCCAAGUACUUUCUGUGGUCUUUUUCAUAGAUCAUGCCUCAUCUAGGCCUGAUCAUAAGGUUCCCGCUGCCUUCUUACACAAGGAUGUGCUGUGUAAGAUCAGCACCCUGGGGUUGAACUCAGGUGACCUCCUGCUUGUCACUGAGAAGGCAGAUAGGCUGCUCCUGGAAAUAUGGUUGGCUGGGAAGGGCAGAGCUCAGAAUCUUACUUGGUGCAGGUCCCCAGAGUCCUAGAGACCAACAGACUUCUACUGAAGAAUGGCGCUUGGCGCUGAAAUUGGGUAGGCUGGAGUUUCUUGAUGAGACCAGAGGACCCAAAGAGAGGGACAGUCGCCAGAUGAGAGCAGGGCAUGCAAGACAGUGUGUGGAGCUGCAUGAGGGGCUUUGUUGCUAUAGAAAUGAAGAUUUCCAUCAGUGCCCUGACUGGCUUCUAAACUCCCCAGGUCAACGGACUGCUUGAGCAGGGGUCUCGUUAGUCGCUUGUCCCCCAGAAUCCAGGAUCUCCCUGGCUUUCUUGGUAGUGCACAAGUGCUGGGGACCCUCUUCCACCGAGCUUCCCGCACCCAGAACUGACACCACACAGGUCUGAGACGGGCUGGCUCAGGGGCAGGUGUCCCAUAGGCUCCAAAGGCCCCUUAAAAAUUUUACUUUAUUACAGUGUCUGUCCUUCAAGCAUUCACUCCAGAAUGGUUUUCCAUGCUGCAGGUCACAUCCCUCAGACCCAACCUGGAAGGGGUCACCCUCUUGCCACCACUCACUCCUAUGUCCUGGGGCACAGACUCUAAUUUUUCUUUUCACUUGCUUAUCAGUAAAAUGAGAACACAAGGCUCUGUGUCCAAAGGGUAGAAACAACACAUUAAGGCCCAAGAUGUGGUUCAGAGGGUAGAGCGCCUGUUUUGCGGUGUAGGAACCCCGGGCUUCCAUUCUUAGCACCCUGUCAAGGGAACGUUAUGGCUCCUGUAACCUCAGCACUGGGGAGGUGGAGGCAGGAGGGUCAGAAGGUCAAGGACAUCUUUGCCUGGAUAUCGAGUUUGAAGCCACAUAAGGUCAACCUGGGAGACAAGAGACUGUCUCUAAAUAA